Messenger RNA from Manis pentadactyla (Chinese pangolin), 6598 nucleotides. RefSeq names its product TBC1 domain family member 4 (gene TBC1D4). The record is from RefSeq and is a predicted model, not a curated record. NCBI's taxonomy places the organism in Eukaryota, Metazoa, Chordata, Mammalia, Pholidota, Manidae. The transcript has 21 exons. The coding region runs from base 608 to 4507 and encodes 1299 amino acids.
UGCGGCGAGAGGAGGAGGAGCGGCCCUGCGAGGCCACGUUUUGUGUUUGUUAUUUUCCUUUGGAGCACUUCUCGCAGGCCCUUCCCGAGGGCUGAACGCGCCGAGCCCCGCCGCCCCGACCUCCAGGUGACAGCCGGUCAGCCUGGUAGGCGUCAGCUCCGCCCCGUCACCUCCCGCCCACAGCCCAUUCCCCGCCCAGCCUCCCCGUGCCAGCCCGAGGCGCGCGGCGGCCGCAGCGGCUCUGCGGCGCUGGAGCGGGCGGCGCCCGGCGGGGCCCUCGGCGUCGUGCUCGGACCAGCCAGAGCCGCGGCCGACCAAGGGGGAAGUCCGGCUCCCGGGAGAGAGCCCGAGGAAGGAGGAUGACGAUUUAAGCCGCCCUCUCCUGCCAGUCCAGCUGCCGGGCGCUCGCUUGGUGCCCGCCGCCGGAGCCGCGCCGGUGAAGUGCCGCAUGGGGCAGGGCCGCUGAAGCGCGGAGUUCGGGGUCGCCCCGCGCCCAGGCGGGCGCCCCACGCGGCCGCAGGCACAGUUUCAGCGGCACCGUCAGCGCCGAAGUUAGGGGCGCGGUGCGCCUACCCCGCCGCCUCCGCGCCCUAGUGAGGCGCGGGUUAUGGAGCCCCCCAGCUGCCUUCAGGAUGAGCCGUUCCCGCACCCCCUGGAGCCCGAGCCUGGCGUCCCUGGGCAGCCGGACCCCGGGAAGCCGGGCGACAAGCGGUUCCGGCUGUGGUACGUGGGAGGCUCGUGCCUGGACCACAGGACUACGCUCCCCAUGCUGCCCUGGCUCAUGGCCGAGAUCCGCCGGCGCAGCCAGAAGCCCGAGGCGGGCGGCUGCGGGGCGCAGGCGGCCCGCGAGGUGCUCCUGGUGCUCAGCGCGCCCUUUCUGCGGUGCGUCCCCGCGCCGGGCGCGGGGGCCUCGGGGGGCGUGGGCCCCGCGGCCGCGCAGCCCAACCCUGCGGUGUUCAUCUUUGAGCACAAGGCACAGCACAUCUCGCGCUACAUCCACAACAGCCACGACCUCACCUACUUUGCCUACCUGAUCAAGGCGCAGCCCGACGACCCCGAGUCGCAGAUGGCCUGCCACGUUUUCCGCGCUACGGACCCCAAUCAGGUUCCUGAUGUUAUCAGCAGCAUAAGACAAUUAUCCAAAGCUGCCAUGAAAGAGGAUGCCAGAGCCAGCAAGGACAAUGAGGACGCCUUCUACAACUCGCAGAAGUUCGAGGUCCUGUACUGUGGGAAGGUGACCGUGACCCACAAGAAGGCCCCGUCCAGCCUCAUUGACGACUGCAUUGAAAAGUUCAGCCUGCACGAGCUGCAGCGCCUGCGGAUCCAGGGUGAGCAGCGCGCCCCCGAGGCCAGCGACGACCCCGGGGUCUUCGAGGCCGAGGGGCCUGGCUCUCCCACAGACGUGCCAGACGACGGGGCCAGCGUCGUCAGUGCCCACCUGGCCUUCCCCACUGCGGCCAGCCAGCCCGGGCUUCCUAGCCCUCGACUUGGCUUCCCUGAGCGGAUUUUGGAAGAUUCUGGCUUUGAUGAACAGCAGGAGUUCCGGUCUCGGUGCAGCAGCGUCACCGGCGUCCUGCAAAGGAGAGUUCACGAGAACAGCCAAAAGCCACAGCCGCGGCGGAGACACGCCAGCGCGCCCAGUCACGUCCAGCCGUCAGACUCAGAGAAGAACAGAACGAUGCUGUUCCAGGUUGGGCGGUUUGAGAUUAACCUUAUCAGUCCAGACACUAAAUCAGUUGUGCUUGAAAAGAAUUUCAAAGAUAUCUCUUCUUGUUCUCAGGGUAUAAAGCAUGUUGAUCACUUUGGCUUUAUCUGCCGGGAGUCACCAGAGCCUGGGCUGAGCCAGUAUAUCUGUUAUGUGUUCCAGUGUGCCAGUGAAUCUCUGGUGGAUGAGGUAAUGCUGACUCUGAAACAGGCUUUCAGUACAGCUGCUGCCCUGCAGAGCGCCAAGACCCAGAUUAAGCUGUGCGAGGCCUGCCCUAUGCACUCUUUGCAUAAGCUCUGUGAAAGGAUCGAAGGUCUCUAUCCACCAAGAGCUAAGCUGGUAAUACAGAGGCAUCUCUCAUCACUGACCGAUAAUGAGCAAGCAGACAUCUUUGAACGAGUUCAGAAAAUGAAGCCAGUCAGUGACCAGGAGGAAAACGAACUUGUGAUUUUACAUCUGAGGCAGCUGUGUGAAGCCAAGCAGAGGACACACAUCCACAUUGGAGAAGGCCCAUCGACUUUUUCAAAUAGUACAAUCCCGGAAAAUGCAGCCAGCAGCGGAAGGUUCAAACUUGACAUUCUGAAAAAUAAAGCUAAGAGAUCCUUAACUAGUUCCCUGGAAAAUAUCUUCUCAAGGGGAGCUAACAGAAUGAGAGGUCGGAUUGGAAGUACGGACAGUUUUGAACGGUCGAACAGUCUUGCUUCGGAGAAGGAUUAUUCACCAGGAGACUCUCCACCAGGGACACCACCAGCCUCCCCACUGUCCUCAGCUUGGCAGACGUUCCCUGAAGAGGAUUCUGACUCCCCGCAGUUUCGAAGACGGGCGCACACGUUCAGCCACCCACCUUCAAGCACAAAGAGGAAGCUGAAUCUCCACGACGGGAGGGCUCAUGGUGCUCGCUCCCCUCUUCUGAGGCAGGGCUCCAGCGAGCAGUGCAGCAUUCUUCCAUCAGCGCGGCGCAUGCACAAGGAGAGUAAUUCUUCCUCCAGUCUUCCAAGCCUUCAUACUUCCUUCUCUGCCCCUUCCUUCACUGCCCCCUCUUUCCUGAAAAGCUUUUACCAGAAUUCAGGUAGACUGUCCCCACAGUAUGAAAAUGAAAUCAGACAGGACACUGCUUCAGAAUCAAGCGAUGGAGAGGGGAGAAAAAGGACCUCGUCUACUUGCAGCAAUGAGUCCCUAAAUGCCGGCGGAACCCCUGUCACUCCUCGCCGAAUCUCCUGGCGGCAGCGCAUUUUCCUCAGAGUCGCUUCUCCCAUGAACAGAUCACCUUCGGCAAUGCAGCAACAGGAUGGACUGGACAGGAGUGAGUUGCUUCCACUGUCCCCUCUCGCUCCAACCGUGGAGGAGGAACCAUUGGUUAUAUUCAUGUCUGGUGACGAUGACCCAGGAAAGGCUGAAGAAAGAAAAAAGUCAGAAGAACUAAGGAGUUUGUGGAGAAAAGCUAUACACCAACAAAUCUUGUUACUUCGAAUGGAAAAAGAAAACCAGAAACUUGAAGCAAGCAGAGAUGAACUCCAGUCCAGAAAAGUUAAAUUGGACUAUGAAGAAGUUGGUGUGUGUCAGAAGGAAGUCUUAAUAACCUGGGAUAAGAAGCUGUUAAACUGCAGAGCUAAAAUCAGAUGUGACAUGGAAGAUAUUCAUUCUUCCCUUAAAGAAGGUGUUCCCAAAAGUCGACGAGGAGAAAUUUGGCAGUUCCUUGCUUUACAGUAUCGUCUAAGACACAGACUGCCUAAUAAACAACAGCCUCCUGACACAUCCUAUAAAGAACUUUUAAAGCAGCUCACGGCUCAGCAGCAUGCAAUUCUGGUGGAUUUAGGAAGGACGUUUCCUACUCACCCUUACUUUUCAGCACAGCUUGGAGCAGGGCAACUGUCACUCUUUAACCUCUUGAAGGCCUAUUCAUUACUGGACAAAGAAGUGGGUUACUGUCAGGGGAUCAGUUUUGUGGCUGGAGUCCUGCUUCUGCAUAUGAGUGAAGAGCAAGCCUUUGAAAUGCUGAAAUUCCUCAUGUACGACCUCGGCUUCCGCAAGCAGUACAGACCCGACAUGAUGUCACUACAGAUUCAAAUGUACCAGCUGUCCAGGCUCCUCCAUGACUACCACAGAGACCUCUACAGUCACCUUGAAGAGAAUGAAAUCAGCCCCAGUCUUUAUGCCGCCCCCUGGUUUCUCACAUUGUUUGCCUCUCAGUUUCCACUAGGCUUUGUAGCCAGAGUUUUUGAUAUUAUUUUUCUUCAGGGGACUGAAGUUAUAUUUAAGGUUGCACUCAGCCUACUGAGCAGCCAAGAGACACUUAUAAUGGAAUGUGAAAGCUUUGAAAAUAUUGUUGAAUUUCUUAAAAGCACACUACCUGAUAUGAAUACAUCUGAAAUGGAAAAAAUUAUCACACAGGUUUUUGAGAUGGAUAUUUCUAAACAGUUGCAUGCCUAUGAGGUGGAAUAUCACGUGCUUCAGGAUGAGCUUCAGGAAUCUUCAUAUGCCUGUGAGGAUAGUGAACCUCUGGAGAAGCUGGAGAGGGCCAAUAGCCAACUGAAAAGACAAAACAUGGAUCUCCUAGAAAAAUUACAGAUGGCUCAUGCUAAAAUCCAGACCUUGGAAUCCAACCUGGAAAACCUUUUGACCAGAGAGACCAAAAUGAAAUCUUUAAUCCGGACCCUGGAGCAAGAGAAAAUGGCUUACCAAAGGACAGUGGAGCAGAUCCGGAAGCUGCUGCCCGCCGAUGCGCUCAGCGACUGUGACGUGCUGCUGAGAGACCUAAACUGCAACCCCAACAACAAAGCCAAGACAGGAAGCAAGCCUUAGUCGGAGAAGUGCCGCUCUGCAGACCACGCUCCCGGGAUGCCACGGAAGGGAAGAGCCCGCGCGCUGCCCGCGCAGCUCCGGACGCGGGAGCCGCCGAGUGUGUGCUGAGCCCGUGGGCGCCGGCGGCCCUCGCUCUCACGGAGGCGGCCAGUCCUAGGCCAUUGUUCAUAUAUAGACUGUUUCGGUUGUUGUUGACAGUGUACAUAUAUAAAAAAUGGACGUAAAGAGUUCAUGCUUUCAGAUAAAAGCAGUAGGUAUAGUUAGACGAAUUUUUACAAUCAAAACUUAAUGAAAUCCACACCAAAGGGAAGUUAAAAUGCAAUUCCCCUUGGACACAUGUGAUUCAUUUGUAGUGAAACAAAGCUAGAGCAUCUUUGUUGAAAUAUACUUGAAUAAAAUGAAUGUAUUUUUUUCUCCAAAGAACAGCAUGUUUCACUCAAUGGUGGAAGGUGGAAAUAUCUGUGUACCUUUAUAUGUAUCUGUCUUAAAAUCUACUGACAUCGUAUAUAUGAGGAAAAUUAUUGCCAGUCACUCUCCAGUGGGAUUUUCAGGAAGGUGAGGGUUUUCUUCCUCUGCCUGUUUUGUGCCAACUAGCAUGUUGCAUCUACAUGCAUUUUGAGUCUGCUUAGGUAUUAACUUUAGAUGUGGGUAAAGAGUAAGCAAGACAUCAGGCUGUCUGCCCACCCAGCUAAAGGUGAAAGAGAAUGUUGCUAAUUUUCUAGCAAAUUAGACCAGCAUUGUUACUCAAACUAAAAAUAUCAGGCCUCAGAAAUUUAAUUCAGGACCUAAAUUGUCUAGGUCAGCCUUCUACAGUUUUAUUUAAAUUCCUCCUACAAUUGUGGAACAGACCCCCCCUUUUACUUGGUGACAAGAAUUUUCCAUUUUCCCACCAAAAUGUGGGAGCUCUUAAUUUAAUACUCUGUACCCUUGAUGAAGGAUAAGGAAAUGCAGUUAUGACUGGUUUUCCAAAGAUAAUAAACUGUGUUGAGAUGCUUCUUUUUUUUUUUUUUUUUUUUGCCAAUCAACAGAAUCUAGUAAUUUCUCAAUCAUCUUCACCUUCUAUGUGAAAAUGUAUGAGAACUGUGAAAUGUUUUCAAUAAACGGUUGAAAUCCAUCAGAAAAGAAGGGGAUGGUGGCACCAAGCCUUUCAAAAACCUGCAGUUCUGCAUUUCGACUCCUGGCUUCUCAGCCUAUGGAGAGCUCAUGAGAGGAAAUUCAUGCAUGCUGGGUAUUUGGAAGGGAAGUAAUUUUCAAAGUAAACAUGCAAUUCUCCAUUUCAGAGAUGAUGCUACAAUAGUGCCUCUGAAAGUUGAUGCAGCAUUUUUGCCUUUCCAAACUGCUCACCAUCACUGCAUUGGUUAGCACAUAUGUUAUUACAGAUGGAUUAUCUGGGAUAAUUUUCUUCAAAGGGAGUUUGUUAUCCACAAGCUACAAUGUAUUAUAUAGUAGAAGACUAUUUCAGAAAACCGUGAUGAGCAGAUGAUGAGUAUCUGAGACCACCGCCCCCCCGCCGCCCCUACACUGUUUCCCAGUGUAAAUGCAAUGACAUUUUCCUUGCAAAUCAGUGUGCCCUCCAAUCUAGGCAGUUUCUUAAAAGAAAAGAAAAUCUUAUAAGUACAAUUAAUGUAAUUUCUAGAUUCUAGAAGAUGCUGAUUCUAGGUACCCCGUCAGUUGGAACUACCAACUGAUUUGUUGCUUGGACUUAGCCCAAAUUUCUCUGUUUGUAUGAGAGUUAUUUUCCUAUAAGGAAUAUAACAAAUAUCAUCUAGUUACUGUCUUUUAAUGAAAUUACCUUAUGUGUGUGAUAUGCAGAUGGUAGCCAAGGAAUCUUUAAGUUGGGAAAAGAAACUUUUCCUUUCAGUUGUUCAGUUGAAAGUCAAUUUUAUUCUGGGUGUUGAGAAUCAGCGUUAUGAGUUGUAUUAUUAUGUUCAGAGAUUAAAAGUGUCUUGGAUAUAUUACUUCUUUUGAAAAUGAAAAUUCUUUUUCUUUUGUUUUUAAAUGUUGUACCAGUUAUGCUUCAUGCAUUGUGAUAUCUUUAUCAGGUUAAUGUAAUGUCUAGUUAAUUUCCAAUAAAUUCAUUGCUGCAGUUUC